Exophiala aquamarina CBS 119918 is the source of this 2049-nucleotide messenger RNA. RefSeq lists its product as uncharacterized. Lineage: Eukaryota; Fungi; Ascomycota; Eurotiomycetes; Chaetothyriales; Herpotrichiellaceae. The transcript has 6 exons. Gene Ontology annotation, molecular function: spermidine transmembrane transporter activity; urea transmembrane transporter activity; putrescine transmembrane transporter activity. Bases 1 to 2049 code for a protein of 682 amino acids. Gene Ontology annotation, cellular component: plasma membrane. The record is from RefSeq and is a predicted model, not a curated record. Gene Ontology annotation, biological process: urea transmembrane transport; putrescine transport; spermidine transport.
AUGUCGGACAAAGCUGGGGCAGCUUAUGUACCCCUAACUCAGGGAUUUGGAUAUGGAAUCAUCCUCGGUCUGGGGUUUGCAUUUGCCCUCGGCAUGAUCUUCACCACGUGGGCCUUGAAGCGCUAUCAUGGAGAGGUGCAAACAUCUGAAGCAUUCUCAACCGCUGGCAGAACUGUGAAGUCAGGGCUUGUCGCCGCCGCGGUCGUCAGUAGUUGGACUUGGGCGGCAACUCUUCUUCAGUCGUCUGGUGUUGCUUACUCUUAUGGCGUCAGCGGACCCUUUUGGUACGCUUCGGGUGCCACCGUCCAGAUCCUGCUUUUCGCAACCCUGGCCAUUGAACUCAAGAGAAGAGCACCAAAUGCACAUACUUUCCUUGAAGUAAUCAAGGCGAGGUAUGGCGUCGUGACGCAUAUUGUAUUCUUGGUCUUUGGCCUAAUGACCAACAUCCUAGUCACCGCCAUGCUUUUGACUGGCGGAAGUGCUGUUGCAAGCUCUCUUUGCGGCGUUCCAACUGCUGCUGCUUGUUUCUUGCUACCUGUCGGUGUCGUUCUCUACACCAUGUUCGGCGGCAUCAAGGCGACUUUCUUAACCGAUUAUGUUCACACAGUUAUCAUUUUGGUGAUUAUCUUCGUCUUUGCCUUUAGUGCCUAUGCCACAAACGAGGUGGUAGGAUCGCCAGGUAAGGUUUGGGAUUUGCUUGUGGAAGCUGCCGCACGACACCCCGUGGAUGGCAAUGCUGAGGGGAGCUAUCUCACGAUGCAGAGCAAAGAAGGAGCAAUCUUCUUUGUUAUCAAUAUCGUUGGCAACUUUGGGACAGUAUUUUUGGACAACGGAUAUUACAAUAAGGCAAUCGCUGCCUCGCCGGUCGAUGCGCUGCCAGGAUACGUGCUAGGAGGCUUGUCUUGGUUUGCCAUUCCAUGGCUUUGCGCAACGACGAUGGGACUUUCAGCACUGGCCUUGGAAAACAACCCUGUCUUCCCUACGUAUCCCAAUCGGAUUCCUCACGCCGAUGUCAGUGCUGGGUUAGUCUUGCCAUAUGCUGCGGUCGCCCUCCUUGGAAAAGGAGGCGCUGCAGCCACACUGCUUCUCAUCUUCAUGGCAGUGACUUCUGCUUCGUCUGCUGAGCUGAUCGCUGUCUCAUCAAUCUGGACGUACGAUAUUUACCAAACCUACAUCAAUCCUAAGGCUUCUGGGAAAUUCUUGAUCCGAAUGUCGCAUGUCUCUUGCGUCGUCUACGCCAUUAUACUUGCAUCUUUCUCAACUGGUUUGUUCUACGCUGGAGUCGGCAUGGGGUACCUAUACUUGUUGAUGGGAUGCAUCAUUUCAAGUGCCGUGCUUCCAGCAACAUUAGCCCUAAUGUGGAAAGACCAGAACUGGCAAGCAGCAGCAGGAGCACCAGUGCUAGGCUUUAUCUGCGCCAUUAUUGCCUGGCUCGUGACCGCGAAGAAGGAGUGCGGUGUGCUCAAUGUUGACUGCACCGGCUCCAACAACCCCAUGCUAGCCGGCAAUGUGACAGCCUUGCUCAGCCCUAUCGUCUUCAUUCCAAUUCUGACCUUUGCGUUUGGCAAGCAAAACUACGACUGGCAGUCCAUGAAAACCAUCCGCAAGGUUGACGACUCAGAGAUCAUCCGCAGAUCUAGCGUGGAUGCUGAGAUCGUGCAAACCCAAGUCACACAGUCGCCAGAGGAGGAAGCCGCCGAACAGAAGAAGUUGACUAAGGCUGCAGUGAUUGCGAGAAGCAUGACAGUCAUUAUGACCUUGGCUCUUCUGGUGCUGUGGCCAAUGCCAUUGUAUGGGACUGGAUAUAUCUUCAGUAAGAAAUUCUUUACAGGCUGGGUCGUUGUGGGAAUCUUGUGGCUAUUCUUCAGUACAUUCUGUGUCGGUUUAUUCCCGCUCUGGCAAGGCCGCAAGACCAUGGUUCAUACUGUCAAGUCAAUCAUUUUGGACAUUUCUGGCAAGAAGAAGCCCGCUCUACAUGGUCGUGUUGCUGAGGUUGAGGAAGAAAGCGGCCAACAGACUCCUGAGGAGAAAGUGACACUGAAGUCCUAG